GUAUCUUGGGGCAAUUUUGAUAGUUUUUGGAGAUUUUUGAACGGGAGUUCAGCAUCAAAGGAGGGGAUUUGUUAGGGAUGAGGAUCCUGAUUUAUUUCUUCCUCUUGGUCUUCUGUGUUGGUGUCUGUUUGCUUUUGCUUGGUCUUGUAAUAUUCGAAUUCUACUUUCUUAGCUUUCACUUUUUCUUAAAUUCUCUUAUUUUAGUCAUUGGAGAUUUUUCAGAUUCUAUCUUUUCUUCAUCCAGAGGUUGCAAUUCUUUGUCUUUAAAACUUCAAACUUUAUUGUCCAAAACAACUUUUCCAAAAUGAUGCUCUACUGUUUUCUCUAUCUCCAAAUCCUCAUGCUUCCUUUCAUCCCCAACCUCCUCACCCUCCACACAACUACUCUCACCAGACCCAUACCCAACAUUAUCUUGCACACACCCUGAAGAGUUCCCAAUAGUUACCCCCAACAUCUCCCCUUCACUCUGGCUCUCCACCCCCAAUCCCCUCCUCUCUCCAGUCACCACCUCCUUCAGGCCCCUUCUGCCUCCUAGUGGCCCUCCUACACUACAAUCCUGGUCGUGGGUCAGAACUAUUUUUUGUUCAGGGUCCAUUCACUGAUUUGUUUAUAUUUAUAUAAAACUCCUUCAAGCCAACUAA
Molecule: messenger RNA, 641 nt
Organism: Moneuplotes crassus
Lineage: Eukaryota; Ciliophora; Spirotrichea; Euplotida; Euplotidae
Source: the annotation of a GenBank genome assembly